Molecule: messenger RNA, 2505 nt
Organism: Penaeus indicus
Lineage: Eukaryota; Metazoa; Arthropoda; Malacostraca; Decapoda; Penaeidae
Product: inter-alpha-trypsin inhibitor heavy chain H6-like
Exons: 20
Coding region: 7-2505 (832 amino acids)
Source: RefSeq, a predicted model, not a curated record
UCCAGAAUGUGGCUCAGACGGACGCAUCUCGCCCUUCGUCUGCUGUUCAUAGCCUCUUCACUGGGACAUCUGUUGAAGGCCCAGGCCUCCGGGGUCGUGACCAGCUUCAAGAUCUCCGGCAGAAUCGAAUCCCGCUACGCUGUCACUCGCGUCACGUCGCAGAUGCACAACCCUGCAGACAGCGCGGAGGAACUCAAGUUCAAGAUGACUCUGCCCAAGACAGCUUUUAUCUCCUCUUUCAUUAUGGAGAUCGAAGGCAAGAACUACACGAGCCAAAUCAAAGAGAAGGAAGAAGCGAAGAAGACUUACACGUCAGCGAAAAAGCGCGGGAAAUCCACCGGCCUUGUUGCACAGAGGAAGGACAGCGAUCGCACGUUCGAAGUGAGCACCAACGUGGCAGCGAAGGGACACGUUAUCUUCUACCUAACCUACGAGGAGCUCUUACGCCGUGGCAAGGAAGGUUACCUCUAUUCCGUGCAUAUCCGGCCGGGUCAUGUCAUCCCGGCGGUGCAGGUGGAAGUGGAGGUCAUAGAGAGAGAAGCUUUGACUAACAUGACCAUCCUGGAAGUUCCUGGAGAUAACAUAAACGCCGUGAGGAGGGAGGACGUGCGACUCGGAAAUGUCCUGCUUCGCUACGACUACGAAGUCCCGCCGGAUAGAGGAGGACUCGACGGCGUGUUCUCCUUCAAGUACGACAUCGCCAGGAGGCCUGAUGGAGGCGAACUGCAGCAAGAGGGCAACUACUUUGUCCACUACUUCUCGCCGGACGGUCUUCCCAAGAUGCCAGUUCACACUGUGUUCGUGCUGGACGUCUCAGGCUCAAUGAAUGGGAACAAAAUCGUGCAGUUGAAGAAGGCAAUGGAGGCUAUUUUACGUGACCUCAAACCGGAAGAUACGUUUGAGCUGGUGUCCUUCUCCUCGAAUGUACAAAGCAUCGGCUUCUAUAAGGGAACCAAACACCAAAUUGAAAAGGCAGUGAAGAAGGUGAGAAAUCUGGAGGCGACGGGGUCAACCAACCUCAACGAGGCCUACAUAUACUCCAUCAACAAGCUCAACGACCUGGACAGGAAUCACACGGCGAAACAGGUGGUGUUCCUCACGGACGGCCAAGCAUCAGUAGGUGUCACGAGAUCACAGUCAAUAAGGGAGAACGCGAGGCGUGAGAACGUGUUACGCCAUCCUAUCUACGGCCUAGCCUUCGGGGACGGCGCUGACCUCAAAUUGCUUCAGGAAGUGAGUGCCGACAACCGCGCCUUUGCCAGACAAAUUGACGAACACACAGAUCCGGAUAAACAGCUGAUAGGAUUCUACCAGGAGAUCGCCACGCCCCUCAUGGCUGACGUGGAAGUUAGCUAUCUGGAGGACGAGGUUGACCCUGAGACCGUGGUGAAGCAAGGCACGACUCACUACUACUCAGGAGGAGAGGUGGUGACCGCUGGAGUGUUGGCACCGGGAGUCACGCACCUUGAGCCGGUAGUCCGGGGCGUUGGCAAGGCCGGACCUAUACAGUUCAGGGUGAACCGUCUCCACGCAAAUCCAGCGCCCGUUCUCGAUAAGGACAACUAUGUGGCGAGGUUGUGGGCAUACCUAGCUGUGCAGGAUCUUCUGUCUAAGGCCUCAGUGGAAGAAAAUACAGAUCGAGUCACCAGGUUGAAGGCAGAGGCACUGGAUAUUGCCCUCAGAUUCCACUUCGUAACUAAACUGACAUCGUUGGUUGUGGUGCGCCCCGAAGAUGAACAACCUGAAGAGGAGGAGGAGGAGAAGGAGGAGAAGGAGGAGACGGUAGACGGUUCAACAAGCGUUAGAAAUACUGGACGCGUUUCUUCCUCUCAGUUUGAUUCAACACAGAAUAGAAAUGCUAGACGCUUUUCUUCCUCUCAUUUUGUGGACAACGAUCCCCAUUUCGUGGUCCACGUGGACGGACUGCACUUGCCCCUUUGCUUCGAUCUCCAUGCCUCUGAUGGGGCUUCUCUUAGUCUUAUUCAGGACGCGAAAUCUGGCAUAAAGGUGAAUGGCCGGGUGUCAGCAGCGAAGCAUAACCCCAGCCUGACGUAUUUCACAACACUGUUCCUGAGUCUUGGUCACCUCAACGUAACUGUUACGCAUGAUUUUAUUCACAUUGACUGUCUCAGUGACGACGGAACGCAGAUGGUACGCUUUGUCUCCGGAAUCACGUGGCCAGCUCGUAAUAAAGUGGCCAAGAGGCAGUCACGAGGUCGCGGAGGCAAUCGGCGCCAAACUCGCUCUGCUGAUGAGGAGUCGUUAGUGGAUUCGUGUGAUCUGAGGACUUCGUGGGAGGACUUCAGAGGAAUGAAAUACGACGACGUGAUCCUGACCCGCGAAGGGCGCAAGAAAUUCAACAUCGUCUUGGGCGGCGGCGACACCCACUUCGUCAUCGUCCGCUCCAGGAACAAGCGCCACCAGCAGUUCCUCGGAUUCUACGUGAAGGAAUCCGGAAUGCUGUCAGCCGGCACGGGGGGGAUCAUUGAAUCUGGUACUGUAUAA